AAUAUAGAAUACUUGUGUGUAUAUAUAUUUUAGAUUAAUGAAGGAAUCUCUUAUUAUUGACACCGAUCCUGGAAUUGAUGAUGCUUUGGCCAUUAUUCUCGCCUACUUAACCCCUUCGGUUGAUAUCAAGGCCAUCACACUUACUCAUGGUAAUGUUGGCAUGGAGUGUGUGAAAAAGAAUGCAGCAGUCAUUUUACAUGCUCUUUUGGAUAAUCAAAAAUUCCUCCAACUUCCUUUGAAACCAUUACCCGUUUUGGCUGUAGGAGCAUCUUCACCUUUGGAAAUCACACCAAUCGAAGCCACUUAUUUCCAUGGAGAAGAUGGAAUAGGAAUGAUUUACAACGAGCUUCAUAAAGCACCUCAAGAUUGGGAAAAACAUUUCAUUCAUGAAGAAGAAACAAUUGAGGAACAAUCCAGAUGGUUUGAAACAACAACUCGUGAUGCUGCUGAUGAGAUUUUAUACCAAUUGGAACAAGCUGAACCACUAACGGUGACCAUUGCUGCCAUUGGACCUUUGACCAACAUUGCCUUGGCCUAUCAAAGAAAUCCUGUGAUCUUUUCUCGAGCCAAACGGAUUGUCGUGAUGGGUGGAGCUGUGGACGUUCCUGGCAAUAUCGGUGCUUAUGCUGAAUUCAACUUUAGAGCCGAUCCUCAUGCUGCAAAGAUCGUCAUGGGUACAAGUAAAGGUUUUCAACAUUCUCCUGAAGGUUAUCAACAACGUUUGGAUUUGAUUGCUCAAGGAAAAGUGGCUCCUUCUCAUAUUGUCAUUUUGCCUUUGGAUGCUGCGGAUGGUGGAAUGAUUACCAAAGUAGAUUAUGAAAAAUAUGUUCUUCCUUUAGGCAAAUCAACUCCUUUAUUUGGAUUCAUCAAUGCAUUCAUGCAAUGGUCUUUUCAAGUCAGUGCCGCAUAUUACAAGAUGGAUAGCUGGGCUAUUUACGAUGCAUAUACGAUGUUAUUGUUAAUUGAAAUGAUCCAGGAUAAAGGUGAUGGUAAAGGGGAUCCAACCUUUGAUCAAAGAUGGAAAUGCAAGUAUCUGGAUUUGACUAUAGAAACCUCAGGAGAAUACACACUCGGAAUGUGUUGUGUGGACAGACGUGAUUAUCAAAAGGACAAGAAGCCGUGGGAUGGAAUUGCCAAUAAUGUACAAACCUUUUUCGCUGGUGAUGCUAGUCGAUUCCGUACAGUCAUGUUGAACACAAUCUUUGGUCAAAAAGAAUGAUCUUUUUUUUUUUUUUUUU
This is a messenger RNA of Halteromyces radiatus, 1238 nucleotides long. RefSeq names its product Inosine/uridine-preferring nucleoside hydrolase domain-containing protein. Gene Ontology annotation, cellular component: cytosol. Bases 38 to 1219 code for a protein of 393 amino acids. Gene Ontology annotation, biological process: purine nucleoside catabolic process. The transcript has 7 exons. The record is from RefSeq and is a predicted model, not a curated record. Gene Ontology annotation, molecular function: purine nucleosidase activity. NCBI's taxonomy places the organism in Eukaryota, Fungi, Mucoromycota, Mucoromycetes, Mucorales, Cunninghamellaceae.